UCUUCACUUCUCUCUUCCUUUCCUUCCUUUUCUGUAAACGUCAUCAGGCCGUGGUGAGAAUGGAGGCACAUUUUGGCCUCGGUCUCUGCCUCUGCCUCGUUUUCUUCCAGAUGUGGGAUUUAUCAGCUUCUCAGUGGUCAAUUAAUAAUGGGACAGAUCCAAACAGCACAGCUGCAGCGCAUUUCACUGCUGGAGAGAAGCCAGUGACCAUCACAGCUGUGGUCAAUCAAUCACGAUCAUCAGAACUCAUAACGAGCACUGGACGCCUGACGACUGCUGGACCAGCAUCCAUCAAAACCCAGCCUGCAGUUCCUGCGACAGGUGUUUCCACAAGCAGCCCAGCCAACAACCCCACCGGCCACCGCUUCCAUGCGGGUAGCUUUGUGGGUGGUAUGAUGUUGGCCCUUGUUGUAACACUGGCCACCUUUCUGGCCUACAAAUUGACCUGUUCUCACCGGACCGUGAGCUACAGAGCACUUGGAGAACAUGAUGCCGUCAUAUAACAGUGGAACUGCCGGGGAGCUUGGCUGCAGUUCUGAAAACGUGUUUAUAGUGUGAAAGAUCACUGAGGUUGUAUUGUUCUGCUAUAUGUUCCAGAGUCUGGUACUAAUUAAUAGCAUUUGCAGAAAAGCUUUGUUUGGGUUCUUCUGGACUUUAGGUAUUUUUUCUGUAUGUGAUGUUUUGUCUGUAUGUGCAAUAGCUGGGGGAAUUCCACAUCCAUGUGGUUUAUUACUGAUACUGUGCUGUUCAGCUGCCUUGCCUGAAAUGGUCCAUUUCAUGUAAAAUGAUGGAGGGUGAGCGGUACUCUGCUUUCAUUCAUAGCAUCUGUUGCUUGCUUUACAGGUACGCUGGCAAAAAUCCCAUUCAGUCUAAUGAGAAACUGCUGCACACAACAAAUUAUAAUGUUAGAUAGAUAGAUAGAUAGACAGACAGACAGACAGACAGACAGACACUUUAUUGAUCCCGAAGGACAUUUAGGCAUGUUAAAGUGAGCUGUUAAGUUCAAAUGACGUUUAUUUUCAGUGUGAGUGAACGAUCACUAGGGCCGUAUUACAGAUACUUCUUCAGUCUGAAAUCUUAUCUGGGUUGAUAAGGAGCAUUUGAGCAAAAUCAUCAUUUGAACGUAAAAGAAAACAAUCAUUUCCUGAGCUCAGGACAGCAUCAAACAUUUUAACACCGCUGUUAUAUUUUUAAGAGCUUUUAAACUCGUGUUAUAGGAGGUUUUAACGGCGCCUCAUGUAGGUUCAUGACGUCAGUGAGUGCCAACAGCCAAUGAGCUGCUUCGCUCGCCAAUCAAUCAGCACUCAGUAGCAGUAAUGUUAGCGCCCUGCUGCCCAAAACCCGUUUGCUGUAGAAAAAGGGAAGCAUACAGGUGGGUUUUCAGAGAUGAAACACAUCCCUCUACUUUCUACAAUUAAUGGAAAGUUCUGGGCGAGUGAUUAGAAACUAUUUUAGCCUUUCAUUUUUAGGCGUUGAGCUUUUUACUCCCAUUUAUUGAAGACUUGCUCACGGGCGCCCUCUGCUGAUUAGCAGUCCUGUUUUUGAAAUAACAGCGCGUAUAAGAAGCAGCCAGGCUCCUCAUAAACUGGCUCUGGGCAAAUUCAUUCAUGUCACCAUCGCAACUCACACUGCAAGACAGUCGGUUCAAGAUUUCGUAUGACUGCAGAACGCUAGAGGGCGCCAAUGAGCCAGUCCUCAGUGAAUGGGGGUGAACGGAUUACUGAUAGCAUUACUGACACUGAGUGCUGAUUAGUUGGCAUCACUGGUACUGAUUUGUUAGUAUUUGUGCUACUGAGUGCUGAUUGGUUGGCAUUACUGGUACUGAGUGCUGAUUAGUUAGCGUAAUUACUACUGAGUGCUGAUUGUUUAGCGUAAUUACUACUGAGUGCUGAUUGUUUAGCAUAAUUACUACUGAGUGCUGAUUUGUUGGUAAUAUCGCUACUGAGUGGAGCAAGAACUGUUUAAGUUGAACCUGCUUUAUGAGACAGACCCCAGGUUUCAAUUUCUUAGGGUUUUGAAAUGAUAUUUCAAUGCAAAGGUUUAUGUGCAAAGUAGAGAUGGUACGAUACAAAUAAUCAUAUCAAUGCCAGUGUCGAUGCUGCUGUUGGAACUGUUUCAUUCAAUGUUUCAUUAAAAGCUGCUAAAAAUGA
Pygocentrus nattereri (red-bellied piranha) is the source of this 2150-nucleotide messenger RNA. It is a transcript of the gene tmem123, whose product is annotated as transmembrane protein 123. Gene Ontology annotation, cellular component: cytoplasmic vesicle. The record is from RefSeq and is a predicted model, not a curated record. Lineage: Eukaryota; Metazoa; Chordata; Actinopteri; Characiformes; Serrasalmidae. The transcript is spliced from 4 exons. Bases 60 to 503 code for a protein of 147 amino acids.